Molecule: messenger RNA, 1617 nt
Organism: Gamsiella multidivaricata
Lineage: Eukaryota; Fungi; Mortierellomycota; Mortierellomycetes; Mortierellales; Mortierellaceae
Exons: 4
Coding region: 365-1525 (386 amino acids)
Source: RefSeq, a predicted model, not a curated record
UCUACACUACUCUGUCUACACUACUCUGUCUACACUACUCUGUCUACACUACUCUGUCUACACUACUCUGUCUACACUACUCUGUCUACACUACUCUGUCUACACUACUCCCAUUAUACUCUACCCUUCUCGACCAUCACACUUUCUCUGCUUGCAGCUGACUGUUUGCUAGCCAUUACAUUCGCGUCGUUCCUCGCUUUGCUCAACGUUCACUUGGCUUCUUCCUUUUACAUCCUUGCAAAGGCAAUCCACAUCCCCUACUUGUGCUCUCUCCUCUUCACAAUUGACAAUUGACAGCCCUGGGCCCUGAACACACCCACAUAUCCAGCCUCUUAUUUCCACAAUCCUUCGACACCCCCCAACAAUGCUCCAUUCGCCGAUUACGACAAGUAGCCCGUUGCUCCCUUUGAUAGGAUGCAAAUACCCUGCUGCGACGUACUCGGCAAAGCCCACAUCAUGUAUCCUAUCUAAUUCGGGCACAAAGCAGGGCUCAAGUCAAUCCACGUCUGCUGCCAUCAACAUUCCAUCUCCACCAUUAUCACCCAACCUGAACUAUGGUGGAGAUGACGAUGUGGACGAUGACCUCGGAUCAUACGAGCAAAGAGAUGAUCGUGCCAGCAAUAUCUUUUCUUCUCGAUACCACCACUACAACGUCGAGACAGAUCUUUCAAGCCAAGAUCAACUUCAGCACCAACAAGACAAACGAUCGAUCUUCUGUCGCUCGUCCUCUGCACCAGACCUGAUGUUGCCGCUACGAAAACAAUCCUCGGGCGGUACUCCUGCCGCUGUGGGGUUUACAUUCUCAAGUAACCUCUCGGUGAAUCAGCCCAAGGAAGAGCGUGAGAGCUAUGUAUGCUUAUUGAACAAGAUGGAGCAAGACUACUGGAGGAGCGUGUCUACAAUUCGAUCGACGUACUUUUUUGACGGCAUCGGACGUGGUGGUGGAUUCCUUGCUAUUCCGCAUCUUGCGUCGCAUGGCAAUGCCAAGACCAAUGCUAUCUGUCGCCUUCUUGAGGCUUGGUUGACCAAGAAACUGGUCGAGCCCACGAUCUCGGAUUCUAUCCCGGUCCUCGAGGACAAUAUCCAGAGUUCAGUCCAGUCGAUUGAGCACCACUUGAGAGCGGAUCCCAAGGUUUGGGUGGGUAUCUCUCAAGCGUUUAUCCAUAUCCGAUGUGGACACGUCUUCAUGCUUGAUGCCUGCUGUGAUGAUGAGACGAUCGUGCACCUCGGUGCGGCCGAAUUUUAUCAGGAUUAUCCGCUAUUUGUGGAUGUAGAGAUCAAGAUGCAGGAAGAUCCCGCUCAGCAGCCAAGGAGACAUCCGGCCGAGGUGUUGAUUGCGUUCCAGAACGUCGUCAACCGCGACAAGGGACCUGGUGCGGAGCGACCAUAUGUGCAUCGGAUGCAUGUCUCGGAAAUAUCGGCGCUGACCAUCGGUGCUGGCACUGGUGCUGUGUUGAAAGAUUGCACGAGCUCAACGCACCGCCAGUCUCUGGAGGGAGGCAAUCGGCUCAGUCAUUUUGCCUAGGAGCCCAAUUGUUGUACAUACAAGCAAAGUAUUAAAGUAUCAAAGUAUUAUAUAUCGAGUAAUAAAGACAAAGAGUGUUUCGUGUACCACGG